CCCCCUCACUUUCUCCUCCUCCGCCCACAAUGGCCGCCGUAAAAAAAAAGCUUCUCCUCAAUACCAUCUCCGUCGACAUUGGCUGCAGCAGUUGCCGAAAGCCUAAGUCCAUCCUCUCACAGAUCUUCCGUUCCAAGCCCAAGUCCCGAGCCCCCAACUCCGACCGUCGCCUCUUUCGGUCGCCAUCGAGCUUGUCGGAGAAGAAGCUGAGCGACGUAGAUAUGGGCUACAGCCCUGAGAUAGUCGGAGGCGGGUUCUGGAAGAUCGGUAGCGCCAGCGUGGCGGUGGAGAAGGAUUCUAACAUUCCGUAUAUGGAUUUCCGACAUUCGAUGCUACAAAUGAUUUUGGAGAACGAAAUUUACAGUCAGGAAGGUCUUCGAGAGCUUCUUAGCUGUUUUCUUCAUCUCAAUUCCCCUUGCAACCAUGGGAUUAUAAUUCGAGCUUUUGCCGAGAUCUGGGAUGGUGUAUUCUCUGCCAGAGCAGCAGCGCCCACGGCGGCGCCUGCUAAACAAAGACGCCCUGUCCGCUCACGCGCCUUCUAACCCACGCCUCAUCAUCAUGUUUUCUCAUUGGUCGAUCAGUUUAGUUUUUUUCUUUUUUUCUUUUUUUGUUGGGUUAAUUUUCAGAAAAUCGGUUCAUUUUUGGGAUGUUGACGGAGUAGGCGGGAAGAUGUAACUAUUGCCUUUUUGUCUUUUUAAU
Messenger RNA from Cucurbita maxima (winter squash), 699 nucleotides. RefSeq names its product transcription repressor OFP6-like. Bases 30 to 542 code for a protein of 170 amino acids. NCBI's taxonomy places the organism in Eukaryota, Viridiplantae, Streptophyta, Magnoliopsida, Cucurbitales, Cucurbitaceae. The record is from RefSeq and is a predicted model, not a curated record. The transcript has a single exon. Gene Ontology annotation, biological process: negative regulation of DNA-templated transcription.